Lasiosphaeria miniovina is the source of this 468-nucleotide messenger RNA. RefSeq lists its product as uncharacterized. The record is from RefSeq and is a predicted model, not a curated record. The transcript is spliced from 2 exons. Lineage: Eukaryota; Fungi; Ascomycota; Sordariomycetes; Sordariales; Lasiosphaeriaceae. Bases 1 to 468 code for a protein of 155 amino acids.
AUGACUACCUGGCUCUCCACGCACGGCAUUGGCGCCAUCAAGGACAGCGACUCCACCUUCUCCAUUGUGGCAGAGUCGGGCUCGGCAGUUGUCAAGCCGACGCAAGCGAACCAACUGACGGGCUGGCUUCACUUCGUCAUCCCUAGCCCGCCCGUUACCAACCCGAACUUGAAGACCCUCGCCAUCGACUUUUCGACCCAGGGAGCCACCGUCGAGAGCGUGUCUGUCUACCUUGCCAACAACGAGAUCUACACCAAGAACAAGCUUCAGCGGGGACAGUCUUUCACGCUCAAGAUCCUCUCCUCCGAGUCCACCUACGAUGGAAAGGGCAUUGCCGUGUCGGUGUACCUCAAGUUCACCGGCGUGACCUCCACCCUCAACUUCCACUUCCAAGAGUCUGACAAGGGCGAACUGUUAGGUCUUCCGCCCGGGGGCGACCGGUGGCACAUGCUGCCUUCGUUGGCGUAG